Messenger RNA from Astyanax mexicanus (Mexican tetra), 4159 nucleotides. It is a transcript of the gene dennd2b, whose product is annotated as DENN domain containing 2B. The record is from RefSeq and is a predicted model, not a curated record. The coding region runs from base 203 to 3592 and encodes 1129 amino acids. NCBI's taxonomy places the organism in Eukaryota, Metazoa, Chordata, Actinopteri, Characiformes, Acestrorhamphidae. Gene Ontology annotation, biological process: positive regulation of ERK1 and ERK2 cascade. The transcript is spliced from 20 exons.
CUGUGCAGAAGGCAGGGUUCAGGAGAACAGGAGAAGAACAUGUCUGGAAGUUGGAGGAGAAGUUUCUGAAAGCACCGGCAGAUCCGACCUCAGAUUCGGGCUUUAUUUAACCGGAUAAAUCGCGUUAUUCUGGGAGAAACCGGCGGCAGGAUGGGUCGGACGUUGCCGCGCUUUUCUGAGAGUGGGUGGUCAGAGGGAGGAGAUGACUGCCAACAAGAACGCCAAGACUGCUCCCAGAUCAGGAGGCACUAAGAGCCCACAGGAGAUCCCCGACAGGUGCCGGUCUGCGUUCCCUCCUGCCCAUCUCUCCUCUGUAAAAGAUCUCCGUCAGUCUCAGCUCAGCGACACCGAGGAGGAGAACGUCUCUCAGCCGGGCCUGAAGCUCCGAUCUCAGAGGAACUGGAGCUAUAAGACUGCGAGUCUGCGGCCCGGAUCCUCGCUGUCCGCGGAGUUCGAACCCCAGAGCCGGCUGACCAAGGCCAAGAGCAUCGGUCACCUCGACAAGAAGCUCAGCAUCUACAGGCCGACUGCUGGAUCUGCUGGGUCUGGAGGAGGAGACCAGGACCAGAAGGAGAACCAGCCACAGGAGGGACCUUCAGCAGGCGAUGGACUGUGUCCUGGACCUCUCAGCUGGAGCACCCUCUCCUUAGCGCCCUCCGCCGUCAACGUCAGCGCCAACCACGGCCACAAACGCACCCUUUCGCUCAGCCUCGCCGGGAGCGGUGCCUCGGCCGCCACUAUCCGCAAGAAGAUCUCGGAAUGGGAAUGUCGUAAAGAGGCUCGGUCCAGGAUGAGUCUCUGCCUGGAGAAGAGGCCUGGCGGUGGAAGCGAGGGCUGCCCCAGCCUCUUGUCGUCUCCUUGCAGCGACAAGACCUUCGAUUUUAAAAGCGUUCGGAGGAUGAGCACGGCGCUUUCCGAAUGUUCCUACCCGGAGACCGAGGAAGAGGACGGGACCUCGGAUCGGGAGUGCCUCAGGCAGUUCCAGAAGCGAGAACGAGAGAAGAGGACGAUAAAAACCGAAUCCGGCAUCUUUCUCCGGAAUCCUUCCGCUCGCAAGGAGACCUCCGCCGUCCUCAACCGCAUACAGAAGAUCGAGCAAGCCCUGAAGGACAGUCCGUCCCCGUCUCCACCGCAGUACCUCAACAACUGCUACGGCCUGGACAAGCCCCGCCACAAGCCCUUCACCAUCGGCGGGAUGGACGACCUGGACAGCACAUGUGGAAGCAAGCGGAGCAGCAUCUGCUCCGUCUCCACCGAGCCGGACUCUUGCCUCGCCUCGGAAAAACUCAUGAAGUUCAGGCAGAGGUUCAGCGUGAGCUCCAUCAGGUCUGAGAACCUGGAGCUUCCUCCGGUUUCCGCACCGGGAACGCCGGGUACCCCCGUCAACCCCCUGCCUAAACCAAAGCGCACCUUUGAGUACGACGCCAAUCGCAACCACAGGGACUCUUCACCCAGCAAUGGAUUACCUCUCAGCUCCGGAUCCAACACCCCGACACUGCCGCGCCACCUGAAGACCAAUGAAGGCUCCCGAAGAUCUCAGGACAGAGAAUCAUGUGAAUCUGAAGACGCCACCAGCCUGCCCUCCUCUUACCCCUCCUCGCCCACGGAAAACGGCACGGCGUCCACAGAGAACCGCAGCCGACCCGGAUCUAAAAGCAUGCCAGAGGAGAACGCCUACGAGGACAUCAUAGAGUCUAUGAAGGAGAAUCCGUACGAGGACGUGGAUCUGAAGGGGAGGGGCGCUGGCCGUAAGUCCCGGCUGUUACCUGAUAGGUCCAACGACUCCCUCAACAGGAUGUGGACCUCCCAAGACAGCAAGUGCACUUCACCUCCCCAGCUCCCGUCUAAACCCAGCAGCCAAUCACUGCGUCUCUCCGGCCCGGCCGACAGGAAGAGCCACCGCUUGUCCCGCCUCUCUAAGAGGCACAGUCACGACGACAUGCUGCUGAUGCCCCAGCUGGGCGUGCUGGACCACAGCCUGAGCACCGCCAGCGAUACCCUGGCCUCCCGCAGACACAGGCGGGUACCCAAGGUGGUGCAAAGAAUAAACUCUAUCUACUGUACGAAACGAGGCAAGAAGAGGCUAAAGAAACUUUCACUGACCAACAUAGAGACUGCUUCUCUCAGAGACGACAACAGCGAGAGCGAGAGCGACUCUGAUGAUCGGUUUAAAGCUCACACCCAGAGGCUGCUGAAGCUACAGUCCAUCCUACGGCGAGCGCCGAGCUACCGGACGCUGGAGCUACAGCUCCUCGAGUGGCAGGAGCGGGAACUGUUCGAGUAUUUCGUGGUGGUGUCGCUGAAGAAGAAACCCACCAAGAACUCGUACGCCCCCGAGGUCACCUACCAGUUCCCCAAGCUCGAGAGACCGACUAAGCAGAUGAGGGAGGCGGAGCAGCGUCUCAAAGCCAUCCCACAGUUCUGCUUCCCAGACGCCAAAGACUGGAGCCCUGUGUCUGAUUACAGCAGUGAAACUUUCUCCUUCAUGCUGACCGGAGAAGACGGGAGCCGGAGGUUCGGCUACUGCAGACGACUACUACCGAGCGGGAAAGGGCCACGCCUCCCGGAGGUGUAUUGUGUCAUCAGCAGACUGGGGUGUUUCGACCUGUUCUCCAAGAUUCUGGAUGAGGUGGAGAGGAGGAGAGGGAUCUCGGCGGCGCUGGUUUACCCGUUCAUGAGAAGCCUGAUGGAGUCUCCGUUCCCGGCUCCCGGCAAAACCAUCAGAGUUAAAACCUUCCUGCCUGGAGCAGGAAAUGAGGUGAUUGAGCUGAGGAGGCCGAUGGACUCCAGGCUGGAACACGUGGAUUUUGGAAGCCUGUUCAGGUGUUUGAGUGUGAGGCAGGUGGUGCGGGUCUUCGCCUCGCUGCUGCUGGAGCGCAGGGUCAUCUUCGUAGCCGAUAAGCUCAGCACCCUCUCCAGCUGUGUUCACGCGGUGGUGGCACUGCUGUACCCGUUCUCCUGGCAGCACACCUUCAUCCCAGUGUUGCCCACGUCCAUGGUGGACAUCGUCUGCUGCCCCACGCCCUUCCUGGUGGGCAUCCUGUCCAGCUCACUGCCCAAACUCAAGGAACUGCCAGUGGAGGAGGCCCUGAUGGUGGAUCUGGGAACAGACAAGUUCAUCAGGCAGCUGGACGAUGAGGCUUCCCUCCUACCGCGCAAACUGCAGUCUGCUCUGGAGCUGGCCCUCGAGCAGAGGAACGACAUCAUCAAUCAGGACUCCGACAGCGAAUCAGACGACGAGUGUAACUCCUUGAACAGUGUCGUAUCCGAGGCCUUCAUCCGGUUCUUCCUGGAGACCAUCGGGCACUACUCCCUGUUCCUGACACAGGGUGAACGAGGGGAACGCAUCUUCCAGCGAGAAGCUUUCCGCAAAUCUGUGGCCUCUAAGAGCAUCCGGCGCUUCCUGGGGGUCUUCAUGGAGUCGCAGAUGUUCGCUGGGUUCAUUCAGGACCGAGAGAUGAGGAAGUGCAGGGCUAAAGGUCUGUUUGAGCAGAGAGUGGAGCAGUACCUGGAGGAGUUACCAGAUACAGAGCAGAGUGGAGUCAACAAGUUUCUGAAAGGAUUAGGGAGGUUUCUCCAUAAAAAGAACUGAUGGAACUUGUGAAACAUGUGGAACAUUGUGGAAUAUGGAACCAAAAAAAAAAAACCCAAAACUAAGGACAUUUGUACAUCACUCUUGGCAAAUCACUGAGUUUGAAGAUUUAACACAGUUUAUAUAUCAGUAGAUAUAUGGCUGAACUGACUCGAGCAGUUAAUCUAGUGUAUAUAUUUAUAAAAUCGUCUGUGAUCCUGGUAUGUAGCGACGUCGUUAGGUUUCCUGGUACCGUGUACGAGUGUAUGAGAGUAUGAGAGAGGUGAUGAUGAUGAUGAUGAUGAAGAUGAUAGACUGGUACUGUGUGAAUGAAUGGCUGGUUAUACUGGUACAGUGCAGCAGUACAGCGGUGGGUGAGGAGGAGUGUAUAAUGUACUGACUGUAGUCGGAUGAAUAAAUGGAAACUAAUGUGAGGCGGGUGUAAAGUUAUCUGUAGUAUUUAACGCUAGGUUUUGCUCAGUGUGUUGCAUUUUGUACAUCUAUUAACACUUGAAUAUAAUUGCCAUACUUGCAAUGCUUUGUACAAAAAAAUAAAUAAAUCAAUAAAGCUUUUCAGAGUAUUCUUUA